Trichobilharzia regenti is the source of this 8041-nucleotide messenger RNA. The record is from the annotation of a GenBank genome assembly. NCBI's taxonomy places the organism in Eukaryota, Metazoa, Platyhelminthes, Trematoda, Strigeidida, Schistosomatidae.
AUGUCAUCUACUGCUACCUCCGUAGUUCCAAACAUUUUUUACCAUUUGCCUAAACCUAUUACACAGAAUUUUCAGCAUUUCGGUCCAGGAGCCAAUGGUGGUGGUUCAAUGCUGGAAUUCAACACUCAGUCGUCGUUGUCAUCAACGUCAGCGAGUGAUUAUGCGUCGAAAACAGGCUGUUAUACUACAAAAACUGAUUCUUCUUCUUCUUCAAUAUCCACAUCGAAAUUAGUCUCAUAUAACCUGGAUGCUGCUCUACGCCUAUCCUUAAAGUCAUCAUCCUCGACAGUUCCGUCGAACAGCAGUAGUCAUAUAUCGGGCUCUACAGCUAGUACUAGUACAGAGAAGAAAUUACCUCAACGACCCUUAUCUUUUCAUGAAUCAUCUGCUCCCCCAUUGGAUUCGUUAAUCAGGCAGAAAAUUCAAAGUUUGCCGAGAUCUUUAAUUUUAACUGAUUCGAAGGAGGAAGAUAAAAAAGGCAGAGAAGGAGAAAGUAAACCCACUGAAAAAUAUACCCAAGAAAGUAAACUUUUGUGUACCGAUGAAGAACUUGAUCAUCUAUGCCGUACCGGUGCUCAGUAUAUUCCAAGAAGAGCUUUAGGCUUUGGAAAUUCUGGCAAUACAUGUUAUUUGAAUUCUGUUCUACAAUGUAUUUUAGCCACAGGUCCUUUAUUGGCUUAUAUUCAUUCAAAACAUUCAAAUAGUAACAAUUGUCCAAUUACUAGUACCGCUAAUUAUAAUCGAUCUACUCUGCCUAAUGUGAAUAAAUCACGUUUUUGUGUCCUGUGUGGAUUAGCCCGUCUUCUGAGUGAACAUCGUUCACAAAGCGGUGGUCAUACAGUCCCAUCGUAUUUUGUAACCAAUGUUCGAGCUGUUUGUCCAAGUCUUCGUCCAUAUCAACAAGAAGAUGCACAUGAAUUUCUGCUGGGAUUAUUAUCACGUAUGGAAGAUGGUGCAAUGGCAGGUUUAGGAAAAAUUCCGCGUAAAAUAUCAGAGACAAAUGUUAUUAGACGAAUAUUUGGCGGUGUUAUGCGCUCAGAAGUGACAUGCCAUUCUUGUCAUAAAGUUUCAGCACGAGAUGAACAAUGGUUUAAUCUGUCUAUGGAUAUAACAUGCGCACGUAGUUUACAGCAAUGCUUAUACAAUUAUAUUCGUAGUGAAGAAUUAUCUGGUCAAAAUGCCUACAAGUGUGAAAAUUGUCGUCAACUUCGUCCAGCUAUGCGUAGAUCUACAGUGUACCGUGCUCCACCAAUCCUCAUCAUUCAAUUUAAUCGAUUUUCACGUCAUCAAAAACUUGAUAUGCGUGUCGACUUUCCAUCAUCGUUUAACCUACGUCCAUUUAUGACACAAUCGAAAGGAUCACCUGUCUUGUAUAAAUUAUAUGCUACCGUGAAUCAUGAAGGCUAUAGUUGUCGUAGUGGACAUUAUGUCUCUUUUACACAACGUCAUGGUCAAUGGUUAUCGCAUAAUGAUAGCUUUAUCUCAACAACCAGUCUCGAUCAUGUAUCGCGUCAGUAUCCUUAUCUACUUUUCUAUGAAAUGAUUCGCAAUCCGGCAAACAGUACACCUAAUGGGAUGACAACAACGCCAGCGCCAUCGACAACCACCUCCACAACAACAACGACAUCAUCAAGUCAAAAGUUAUCCUCAAAUAAUACCUUAUUAUCGCAAAUACAACAACAACAGAAACAAAAAUCGAUUGUUAUUAAGACCUUUAGUUCUCCUACGACUACCACCACAACCACCACCACUCUGACAACUCGCCCACCACUGCCAACCACCUCCACAUCAUCAUUAGUACCCUCUAUGACAUUGAUAACAGCACCUACUACUACUACUACUACUAUUACAUCGGCGAAUUUAGCGUCGCUGUCACGUAUUCAAACAACUAAUGCACUUUCGAAUUCUAAUGUCAAUCUUCCCUCUACACCGUCGUGGUCUUCAUCUCUGUCGUCGGCGUCAUCCUCGUCAAGCGUACCAAAAAUUGUUUUCAAUCCUAAAAUUUCAUUGAAUAAAUUUAAGAUUAUACCUUCACCGGCUGUUUCGUUAACACCGUCAACAUCAUCAUCAACAAUAACAACAUCAACAACAGCAACAACAGCUAACAGUCUUGUCAAUUCACCAUCCUAUUCAUCAAAGUCUAAAAGUUAUCAAGAUUCAAUGAAUUGUAAUAAUAAUAAUAACUGCAACAAAAGCAGCUCAAAUAUUUCAACAAUACCAUUACCAAGUGCUUUUACCGCGAAUUCAACUAUUGCUGCUUCCGUUACUACUACUACUUCGUCUACAGUACCUGUGUCUGUAUCUUUAUCCAGUUCUACUGUUCGACAGUUACUUUAUGGAAAGGAGAAUCAACCAGAGUUAUGGAGUGAACGACCGACGCCAUUACAGUCAACUGUCACAUCAUCAUUUGGUGAAACUAAACAUCAAAACCACCACUACAACAACCAGCACUCCACCACUGAUAGUAGUCGUUCUUCUUUAUCAAGUAGUAACAAUCCCUGCAGGCAAAUUGACAAUCAUCAUCGAAGUGUCAAUGAGACAAAGGUGGCGAAAAUAGACUGUUCUGCUCAACGACUGUCUACUGUUGUCCCCCAUACUACUGAUUCACGUAGCGGUGAAACACACAAACACACACGUCCAUUGGUCGAUUAUCAAGAUGAGAAAUCUGAUAAUGAUUCAUCAUCAGAGAAGGCAGCAACACUGUUGUCUCCACCAUCUAAACGAAGAUAUAAGUCGUCGUCGUCUAGCAGUGAUUCUGAUUCUGGUAUUGUAUGGAUCCCGUUAAAUGCUUAUCAUGAAAAAAAGCCGAGAAUCAGUGAUAGCAUUAAAUCGUUGUCGUCAUCCUCUGAUUGGCAUAGUAAACACACUGGUGGCGGCGGAAGUGGCGCUGGAAGCAAUCACAACAACAACAACAACAGCAGCAAUAACAGUAAACGUCAUAAGAAAAAGCAUAAAAGUCAUUCGUCAAAGCAUAGUUCACAUUCACGCUAUGACGAUGAUGAGAAUGAUUCUGGUGUUUCAAGACAUCAUACCGGUGGCGGUGAUCACCAUCAUCGACGUUUUGAACGCAGUCGAAGUCGACAUCGUGAUAAUAAUAAACAUCGCCAUCAUCAUCAUCACGAUGAUGAUCGUCGUGACAGUAUGAAUUAUAGACGACGUGAUUCUUUAGAUUCAAGAUAUGAUCGGCGGCAUUCUCAUCAUAACAAACACCAUAAACGAUCACAUGAAAAUGCUGGAUAUAGGUUAUUUCCAUCAGAGUUACAUGUUUUAAUGCCAUCAAGUGCGUUUCCUGUAACUGGCCGACGUUAUCACCUAAGUGUCGGAUUACUUUAUGGAAAGGAGAAUCAACCGGAGUUAUGGAGUGAACGACCGACGCCAUUACAGUCAACUGUCACAUCAUCAUUUGGUGAAACUAAACAUCAAAACCACCGCUACAACAACCAGCACUCCACCACUGAUAGUAGUCGUUCUUCUUUAUCAAGUAGUAACAAUCCCUGCAGGCAAAUUGACAAUCAUCAUCGAAGUGUCAAUGAGACAAAGGUGGCGAAAAUAGACUGUUCUGCUCAACGACUGCCUACUGUUGUCCCCCAUACUACUGAUUCACGUAAUAAUGGUGAAACACACAAACACACACGUCCAUUGGUCGAUUAUCAAGAUGAGAAAUCUGAUAAUGAUUCAUCAUCAGAGAAGGCAGCAACACUGUUGUCUCCACCAUCUAAACGAAGAUAUAAGUCGUCGUCGUCUAGCAGUGAUUCUGAUUCUGGUAUUGUAUGGAUCCCGUUAAAUGCUUAUCAUGAAAAAAAGCCGAGAAUCAGUGAUAGCAUUAAAUCGUUGUCGUCAUCCUCUGAUUGGCAUAGUAAACACACUGGUGGCGGCGGAAGUGGCGCUGGAAGCAAUCACAACAACAACAACAACAGCAGCAAUAACAGUAAACGUCAUAAGAAAAAGCAUAAAAGUCAUUCGUCAAAGCAUAGUUCACAUUCACGCUAUGACGAUGAUGAGAAUGAUUCUGGUGUUUCAAGACAUCAUACCGGUGGCGGUGAUCACCAUCAUCGACGUUUUGAACGCAGUCGAAGUCGACAUCGUGAUAAUAAUAAACAUCGCCAUCAUCAUCAUCACGAUGAUGAUCGUCGUGACAGUAUGAAUUAUAGACGACGUGAUUCUUUAGAUUCAAGAUAUGAUCGGCGGCAUUCUCAUCAUAACAAACACCAUAAACGAUCACAUGAAAAUGCUGGAUAUAGGUUAUUUCCAUCAGAGUUACAUGUUUUAAUGCCAUCAAGUGCGUUUCCUGUAACUGGCCGACGUUAUCACCUAAGUGUCGGAUUACUUUAUGGAAAGGAGAAUCAACCGGAGUUAUGGAGUGAACGACCGACGCCAUUACAGUCAACUGUCACAUCAUCAUUUGGUGAAACUAAACAUCAAAACCACCGCUACAACAACCAGCACUCCACCACUGAUAGUAGUCGUUCUUCUUUAUCAAGUAGUAACAAUCCCUGCAGGCAAAUUGACAAUCAUCAUCGAAGUGUCAAUGAGACAAAGGUGGCGAAAAUAGACUGUUCUGCUCAACGACUGCCUACUGUUGUCCCCCAUACUACUGAUUCACGUAAUAAUGGUGAAACACACAAACACACACGUCCAUUGGUCGAUUAUCAAGAUGAGAAAUCUGAUAAUGAUUCAUCAUCAGAGAAGGCAGCAACACUGUUGUCUCCACCAUCUAAACGAAGAUAUAAGUCGUCGUCGUCUAGCAGUGAUUCUGAUUCUGGUAUUGUAUGGAUCCCGUUAAAUGCUUAUCAUGAAAAAAAGCCGAGAAUCAGUGAUAGCAUUAAAUCGUUGUCGUCAUCCUCUGAUUGGCAUAGUAAACACACUGGUGGCGGCGGAAGUGGCGCUGGAAGCAAUCACAACAACAACAACAACAGCAGCAAUAACAGUAAACGUCAUAAGAAAAAGCAUAAAAGUCAUUCGUCAAAGCAUAGUUCACAUUCACGCUAUGACGAUGAUGAGAAUGAUUCUGGUGUUUCAAGACAUCAUACCGGUGGCGGUGAUCACCAUCAUCGACGUUUUGAACGCAGUCGAAGUCGACAUCGUGAUAAUAAUAAACAUCGCCAUCAUCAUCAUCACGAUGAUGAUCGUCGUGACAGUAUGAAUUAUAGACGACGUGAUUCUUUAGAUUCAAGAUAUGAUCGGCGGCAUUCUCAUCAUAACAAACACCAUAAACGAUCACAUGAAAAUGCUGGAUAUAGGUGGUCGACACAACGCGCGACUGUCAAACAAUUUUUCGCAACAAUGGAACAAUCUAUGCGUGAACUUAGAUUAGAGAAUGGUGAUCGUGAAAGCCAAUAUGGAUAUGUUUAUGCUGUAUCAGGUCCUGUUGUCACUGCCUCUUCAAUGGCUGGUUCUGCUAUGUAUGAAUUAGUUCGUGUUGGACAUGAUGAGCUGGUUGGAGAGAUUAUUCGUUUGGAAGGCGAUUUAGCGACAAUUCAAGUCUACGAAGAAACAUCUGGUGUUACUGUAGGUGAUCCUGUCCUUAGAACUGGUAAACCUUUAUCCGUGGAACUUGGACCUGGAAUUGUAAACAAUAUUUUCGACGGUAUUCAACGUCCUUUGAAAGGCAUUUGUGAUUUAACCAGUUCAAUCUAUAUUCCUAGAGGUGUAAAUGUGCCUGCAUUAGAUCGAAAAGUGGAAUGGGAGUUUAUACCAACACCUGGGCUGAAAUCAGGCAUGCAUAUAACUGGUGGUGAUAUCUAUGGUGUUGUACCAGAGAAUACGCUAGUUCAGCAUCGUAUUAUGCUAUCGCCGAAAGCUCAAGGUACAAUCAAGUGGAUAGCACCAGCUGGGCAUUAUACACUAUCGGAUAAAAUAUUAGAGAUAGAAUUCGAUGGACAGACAAGUCAUCAUACAAUGCUUCAAGUAUGGCCAGUACGUCAACCUCGUCCAGUUGCUGAAAAACUUCCUGGUAAUCAUCCCUUGUUGACUGGUCAACGAGUAUUAGAUGCUUUAUUCCCAUGUGUUCAAGGUGGUACAACAGCUAUACCAGGUGCCUUUGGUUGCGGGAAAACAGUCAUAUCUCAGUCAUUAUCAAAAUACUCAAAUUCUGAUAUUAUCGUCUACGUUGGUUGUGGUGAACGUGGAAAUGAAAUGUCAGAGGUGUUACGUGAUUUUCCAGAGUUAACAAUUGAAGUGAACGGUAAACAAGAAUCAAUUAUGCAGCGUACAGCUCUUGUCGCCAACACAUCAAAUAUGCCUGUAGCUGCACGUGAAGCCUCAAUUUACACAGGAAUUACUCUGUCUGAAUACUUUCGUGAUAUGGGUUAUAAUGUAAGUAUGAUGGCGGAUUCAACAAGUCGUUGGGCUGAAGCAUUACGUGAAAUAUCUGGUCGAUUGGCUGAAAUGCCUGCUGACUCAGGGUAUCCAGCUUAUCUGGGAGCUCGACUUGCAAGCUUUUAUGAACGUGCUGGUCGUGUACAUUGUCUUGGUGGACCAGAAUUACGUUAUGGAUCAGUUGGUAUUGUAGGCGCUGUAUCACCACCUGGUGGUGAUUUUGCUGAUCCUGUUACAUCAGCUACACUGAGUAUUGUUCAGGUAUUUUGGGGAUUAGACAAAAAGUUAGCUCAACGUAAACACUUUCCUAGCGUUAAUUGGCUUAUAUCCUAUUCAAAGUAUUUACGUACACUGGAUGAUUAUUAUGAUCGUCAUUUCCCUGAAUUUGUUGCUUUACGGACUAAAAUGCAAGAAAUUCUACAAGAAGAAGAAGAACUCUCUGAAAUUGUACAAUUAGUUGGAAAAGCAUCUCUUGCUGAAGCAGAUAAAAUCACCCUGGAAGUUGCCCGCAUAAUAAAAGAUGACUUUCUACAGCAAAACGGCUAUUCAUCUUAUGACAGAUUCUGUCCAUUUUAUAAAACAGUUGGUAUGAUGAAAAAUAUUAUCGCUUUUUAUGAUCAAGCAAGACAUGCUGUUGAAGUCACUGCUCAAUCCGAUCGUCGUGUCACGUGGGCAUUAAUACGUGAAGCAAUGGGUCAAACUAUUUACAAGGUGUCUAGUAUGAAAUUUAAAGAUCCUAAAGCUGAUGGAAAAGAAAAGAUCCUUCGAGACUAUGAUGAACUACACGAAGAGAUAUCUGCUGGAUUCAGGAAUUUAGAAGAUUUAUAAAAUGAAAAAAAAGAAAAGUUGAAAUGAUAACACGUUUGCGUGUGUCUGUUGGGGGACCAUAUUUCCUAUUUCUACUUAUUAUUGCCCCUCCUCUUUCCCCUGCCUUCCGUUCCUCCACCAGCCUGCCGGCCCUCUGACAUCUAGUUUUUUUUUUAAAUCGCAUAUUUAUUCUUCAGUCUUACUUGGUAGUUGAUUUAUGUUGUACUCUCCGAAACUAUGUGUGGCUGUGAGAGCAGCGGCGGACGGAGGGUUUUCAUUAUGACUAAUUUAUUUAUUUAUUUAUUCUCUUUAAUUUUUAUGAUCAUCAAUCCGAGGUCAUCUUUACACAGUAUAAUGAUGAUCCAUCUUUGUUGGUAUCCAAAUCAUUCAUCACUGGUAUUCCUACUCAUCACACACUGUGUUAAAAGACAAUAUGACUAACUGACUUUUGGUGUGAUAUUUCAAUGCAUAAUAUGUGAUUAUUACUAAAUUAUCGGUGUACCGUAUUUAUAUUAUUAUUACUAUUAUUAUUAUUAUUAUUAUUGUGUAAUGCUAAUAUUCAUUCAUUCUUGUAGUCCUCUGGUUCUUCCCGUGGCACUUCACUCUCCAUGCCCCCCCCUUUGCUCCUACAACUUGCUGUACUUACCCAUCCAUCUGUUGGGUAUUUUUGACUGUAACUAGGAUAGAAUACAUCAUUAUAUAUGUACUUGAUGACUUCAGACAUUAUUAUUAUUAUUAUUAUUAUUGUUAUUAUUAUUAGUCAACUAACUUUUUGUCGACACAUUCCAUAAAAAUUAGUUCUUAUCAUGUUUACAGUGAUUAUUUAAUUGAUUGAUUGAUUGAUUUAUUGAUCACACAAUGACUCACAACACACACUUAUCUAAUUAUAAAAGCAAUACAUUCAUGAUAUUACUGA